Messenger RNA from Quercus robur (English oak), 2118 nucleotides. Its product is annotated as ABC transporter G family member 26. The record is from RefSeq and is a predicted model, not a curated record. Bases 1 to 2061 code for a protein of 686 amino acids. The transcript is spliced from 9 exons. Gene Ontology annotation, molecular function: ABC-type transporter activity; ATP hydrolysis activity; ATP binding. Gene Ontology annotation, cellular component: membrane. NCBI's taxonomy places the organism in Eukaryota, Viridiplantae, Streptophyta, Magnoliopsida, Fagales, Fagaceae.
AUGGAAAUUAGGAGGGAGGAUGAAGUUGAGGACAUGUCAUUGUCACUCCCAACAAUGGGGACUAUGCAGAUUGCCGGGAGUGCUGGUUUUGGUCACAACAUUGAAUUCAUGGCUCAAGCAUACCUUAGAAAUAGGUAUUCAGAGAUUGAUAUAGAAGAUGAGAGUUCUAAUACCAACAAAGAUCACCCUCUUCCAAUAUAUCUCAAGUUUGAAGAUGUGGAGUAUAAAGUGAGAAAUAGCCAAGCUUCCUCCAACAAUCCAGUGAAGGCAGUAGUGUCCAAGGUAGCCACACAGCUGAACAUGGAGAAAGACAAUCACAAGCAUAUAUUGAAGGGGAUAACGGGAAGUAUUGGCCCUGGAGAAAUUCUGGCUCUGAUGGGUCCUUCUGGUAGUGGGAAAACAACCUUGUUAAGAGUGAUAGGAGGAAGAUUACCUGACAAUGUUAAAGGAAAAAUUACUUAUAAUGACAUCCCAUAUAAUGCAGCUGUCAAGAGGAGGAUUGGAUUUGUGACGCAAGAUGAUGUGCUCUUCCCACAAUUAACAGUCGAAGAAACUUUGAUUUUUUCUGCAUGUUUAAGGCUUCCAAGCAACAUGAGCCGACAACAAAAAUAUGCACGAGUAGAGAUUAUUGUGAAGGAGCUAGGCCUUGAAAGAUGUCGUCACACAAGAAUAGGUGGAGGAUUUAUAAAAGGAAUAUCAGGAGGAGAAAGAAAAAGGACCAGCAUAGGUUAUGAAAUUCUUGUCGAUCCUUCCUUAUUAUUGCUUGACGAACCAACUUCAGGCCUUGAUUCCACCUCGGCAAAUAGACUCCUUGUACUUCUUCAAGUACUUGCGAAGGCAGGAAGGACAAUAAUCACAACUAUCCACCAGCCAUCAAGCAGAAUGUUUCACAUGUUUGACAAACUCCUGCUAAUAUCAGAAGGCUACCCUGUGUAUUAUGGAAAGGCUAGAGAGUCAAUGGAUUAUUUCGCAUCAUUAGGAUUCAUCCCAGAGAUACCAAUGAAUCCUGCAGAGUUUUUGCUUGAUUUAGCAACUGGUCAAGUGAAUGGCAUAAGUGUCCCAGCAGAUUUGUUGACACUUCAAGAAUCUCCUGACUAUGAGAAGGCUGUAAUCAAAUUUCUACAAGUCAAAUACAAAAAUCAACUGGAGCCAAAGGAAAAGGAAGAAAAUCACCGAACAAAGACACCGGAACAUCUUCAAUUAGCCAUUCAAGUAAAGAAGAAUUGGACAAUGACUUGGUGGGAACAAUUCAUGAUACUAUCAAAGAGAACAUUCAGAGAAAGGUGCAGCGAUUAUUUUGAUAAGCUAAGACUUGUUCAAGCAACUGGAGUUGCAGUCAUAUUAGGCCUUCUAUGGUGGAAAUCCAACACUGACACAGAGGCUCAACUCAGAGAUCAAGUUGGUUUAAUGUUCUACAUUUGUAUUUUUUGGACAUCAUCAUCAAUUUUUGGAGCAGUAUAUGUGUUUCCAUUUGAAAAGAUCUAUUUGGUAAAAGAAAGGAAAGCAGACAUGUAUAGAUUGAGUGUAUACUAUGUGUGCAGCACUCUGUGUGACAUGGUGGCGCAUGUUAUCUAUCCUACCUUCUUCAUGCUCAUUGUGUACUUCAUGGCUGGCUUCAGCAGGACUGUCCCUUGCUUCUUCCUGACAUUAUUUGCUGUACUGUUGGUAGCUAUAACAAGCCAGGGGGCAGGAGAACUAUUUGGAGCUGCAGUUAUGAGUAUUAAAAGGGCUGGCAUGGUUGCUUCUUUGAUACUUAUGUUGUUUCUUCUCACAGGAGGUUACUAUGUCCAGCAUAUACCGAAAUUUAUGCGCUGGUUGAAGUAUUUGUCAUUCAUGUACUAUGGCUUCAGACUUCUUCUGAAAGUGCAAUAUUCUGGAGACCAAUUAUAUGAGUGCCAAAGCCAAGGAGGGUGCAGGACGCUUCAGAGUUCGCCUUCAUUCGACACAGUGAACCUUAAUGGUGGCUUGAAAGAAGUAUGGAUUCUGCUAGCCAUGGCUAUUGGUUACCGAUUUUGUGCUUAUUUUUGCCUUCGCAGAAGAAUUAACGUAUGCAAUCUUUGAAUGCAUGUUUCAUUUCAUGUUUCAAUCAGUAAAGAAAAAAAAUAUAUUGCUAUGACU